CGCUUUUAUUUAAGUACCACCCAUAAAUUCAUCAAAAUAUUAAGUCAAACCAAAGACAAAAAAAUUAAAUAAUUUCUAUAGGGAAUAAUAAGUAUUACUAACAUCUCAAUACUGCUGCACCUGCAAAGCUCUUGCAAGAUGGAUUUAUUAGGAUCCAUUUUAAAUUCAAUGGACAAACCUCCGGUCAAUGAGGAGCAAAAGAAAUUAAUGAAACGCCAAAAGGAAAUGGCAGAACGCAUUAAAAACAAACAGAAAGAAGAACUAUUGAGAUUUCGUAAGUUUGUGGAGGAAAGAAUCAACCGUUUUGCCAAAGACGAUCGCCCACAUAUAGAAUUUCAGCCGCUCGACAAAGUUCAUCGUUCAGUCAUACAUGAUGUUGCCGAGUAUGGUGGUUUCAUUUGCAUGAGUUUUGGCUGCGAGGAUAUCGAUCGUUAUUCCGUAGUUUAUAAGAAAGAAAACGCUCCCACAGAGGAUGAGAUAGCAGCCCGACGUAAUGGCGAUGGUUGGAAUGAGGAGGUGGCUAAGGAAUAUGCAGAUAGACGUCGAAAACAAAAGGAAUUGGACGAACAAAAAAGACUGGCUCGUGCUUCCCAAAAUAGCUCAGUGUCUGCGACAUCAUCUUCCGGCCAAAGCAAUAGUUCAAAUUCUGGACAAAAUAAAAAUAGUUCUAAAGAAGUCGAGACUAAGCCCACAUUUAACUACAAAGAUAAAUAUGCUCAUCUCAUUGGCCAAGAUGCAGCAUUAGAAGCUGCCAGAAAAACAGAAACUAAUGUUUCCUAUGGAUUUGUGCCCAGUAAAAAUAAGAAGGAUGUUCGUUCGAUAGAGCAGACCUUAGCUGACAUUCAGGCAAAGAAGAGACUCAAAUUGCAGCAACAAAAGGAACAGGAACAACUCCAACAAGAAAAAGAUGGGACCACAGAACAGACGACAACAUCAAAGACAUCCUCACUGGCAACAUCCUCGACAUCUUCCGAAGCAAUAACUCAUUGAUACACUAAAUUAAAUAAGAAGUUCCUAUACAUUAGGCUAUUGUACUGAACAAAAUUACAUGGCAGGCUGCCCGAGCAAUGCAGUUUGUGCAGUAAUAAAAAGUUGAAUAUAGUAAAUAAAAGAAAGAAUAGCGCUGGUACAUAAGCAAUAAUCAUUUAGCUAAAAAUGGUUAUAGAAAAAUUGCACCUCUCAAACACCUCAGAAAGUUGCAUCCUUUGUGGACAACAGAAGAAACAUGAACAUGAAAAUAUGAAUAUUCAAAAAAGCUGUGCACUGCAGCACAACAAGAAAGGCCAUAAAUUCAUAUGAAAUAAAACGCAUUUUGGACACAAAGAAAUUAACAACGACAAAAAAAAGUACUGGCUAAUAACUUUCCUUUUUUGAAAUGUGAAUGUCGUUGCUUAGUUUUAUUUGUUAGAAAUAAAUAAACACACCACACCCUAUAAUUGCUUGGAAUCCCACUUUUUUUUCAUAGACCUCACGCGGUUUCGUUUGAAAUAUUAAUCCAAGAUAUUACAAGAAAUGCCUGUGUAAUAAUUUGAAGAUUUUUAUUACACAUAUAUUUUUUUGAUAACUGUUUAUUGUUGCUAAUUGAAAUGAAUAACAAAAAAUUGUACGCGGAAUUAUGUAGUUACUAAGUCCCUUUGUUGUAGUAUUCACAGAUUGUUAGUUUGUUUUUAAUUACUAAUUUAGCUUUUGAAUUAUUAGAAUUAAGGAAAAAUUCAAGGCUAUUUUAAACACAUACACAUGUAUGUGCAUCUGCAUAUGUACAUGCAUUGAUUUUGCUCUACACUAUUUCUUAAUUCGUCUUUUAUUGACCUCCUUGCUAUGAGAUUACGAUAUCCUUCUAAUAGAUAUAUAACAUGUAUCAAACUUAGUUGUGUACAUUUUUAUUUUAAGUUAUAGAAAGUAUGAACAAAACGCAAAUAUAUCAAAACGAGAAAAUUCAA
Molecule: messenger RNA, 1940 nt
Organism: Stomoxys calcitrans (stable fly)
Lineage: Eukaryota; Metazoa; Arthropoda; Insecta; Diptera; Muscidae
Product: sperm-associated antigen 7
Exons: 1
Coding region: 139-990 (283 amino acids)
Molecular function (GO): nucleic acid binding
Source: RefSeq, a predicted model, not a curated record